UUUAUCCGGUGCCCUCACGAAUCACAAUGUCCGAAGUCGGCUAAGUAACUAUUAUGCUUGAACUGUAAAUACUUAUUUUUACUUUAUUAAUUAAAAAAAAAUAUAUUAUAAUACAAUUACUACUUGCAAGCAAUGAGUGUUGCCGGAGCAGCUCGGUCGAUGAUGCUUUUGGGUCGAUGCGUCCCAUCUGUCAAAAAAAAUGCAUCUAAAAUCAUUGUAAAAAAACUGGAAUUGGAUGAAAAUCUUUUGAUGUAUUUUAACAAAGACGAAGUUUUCUAUGCUCACGAUCCACAAAAAUUGUGUAAAACUGGAGAUGUAGUUCUCAUUCAAGAACUUCCUAAUAAACUAACUACUCUUAUUACACACAAUGUGCUUAAAGUAGUGUAUCCACUGGGCAAUGUCACAGACCCGAUAUCUAACAAAAAAGUUGCAGCGGUUCGUUAUGGGAUAGUUAGAUACAGGGAUGAAUUGGAUGAAAUUGAUGAACUGUAUGGUAAAACAAAGGAGAGAUUUGAUUAUGAACGAGCUCUUGAAAGAGGCUGGCAAGAAGACAAAAAAGAUUUUAGCCAUAGAGAAAGCUAUAUCAAGUACCACGAGUCAGAAGAAGAACAACCAUAUUCUGUUCCGAGAUAAAUUUCUCGGCAAUAGUAUUCAUUUUUUAAAAUUAAAUUGUAGAAUUCAUUUCUUGGUAUUUUCAUAACAAAUAUGUUUAAGUUAUAGUUAAAUAAAAUAAACUGUGAAAAAUUGUUGACGA
Messenger RNA from Adelges cooleyi (spruce gall adelgid), 754 nucleotides. It is a transcript of the gene mRpS17, whose product is annotated as 28S ribosomal protein S17, mitochondrial. NCBI's taxonomy places the organism in Eukaryota, Metazoa, Arthropoda, Insecta, Hemiptera, Adelgidae. Gene Ontology annotation, biological process: mitochondrial translation. Gene Ontology annotation, molecular function: structural constituent of ribosome. Bases 133 to 633 code for a protein of 166 amino acids. The transcript has 3 exons. Gene Ontology annotation, cellular component: mitochondrial small ribosomal subunit; ribosome. The record is from RefSeq and is a predicted model, not a curated record.